UUCGUAAGUGUGUUUAGGCUUUUUUGACCGGUGCUUUGAUUCUUUCGUAACUUUUUACUAAAAAUAUUUAUCACAUAAAAUUAGAAAUACCAAUAUGAAUAAUUUAUAUAAAUUAUUACGAAAGCCGGCCACAACACUUUUCGGUGUGGCACAGUCGAUGCCAAAAAGGUUUUACGCCGCGCCACCAAAACGUUUUUAUAAGAAAACCUCAGUAUUGUAUAAUGACGGUAAAUAUGAAGUUACGCUGGAUAGUCGAAAGUUGAAGACACCAAAUGGCACAUUGUUCACAGUGAAAAGUGAACCGUUAGCAAUAGCUGUGGCCACCGAGUUUGAUGCACAAAAAGAGCAUAUUGAACGUUCCAAAAUGCACUUGUCUGCAUUGUGCUUCACCGCACUAGACAAUCCCAAUCGGCACACAAAAACGGAUAUGGUGAAUUAUAUACUCAAUUAUAUUGCAACGGACACUAUACUCUUCCAAUACGAUGAUGAAAAAGAAUUACACGAUUUACAACGCACGGAAUGGGAUCCCAUAAUACAAUGGUUCAAUGAGCGCUACGGCACAAAUUUAGAAAAAACUAUGGUUAUGUCGCCACCAAAUGUGAGCGCUGACGACAAAGCGAAAGUCUCGAAAUACUUGCUGUCGCACAGUGAAGACGUGCUAUUUGGUUUCAUUUACGCUGUGGACACCUUAAAAUCUGUUUUACUUGCAUUCGCUGCAAUAGACCAGCGCUUAAGUGUCGAUAAGGCUGCUGCUUUGUCCCGCCUAGAAGAAGAAUAUCAGGCGAAAUUUUGGGGACGCGUUGAAUGGGCGCAUGAUCUAAGUCAACAAGAGUUACAAGCGCGCCUGGCUGCCUCUGUGCUCUUUGUGCAUCUCAAUCGUUCUGAACAUUUUGUUAAGGAAAAGUUAAUUGUUUAAAAAAAUAGUGUUAAUAAAAAAGUUGUAUGUUGUUAGCUGAGUGUGCCUGGAAAAGUUAUAUUAAUAAAAUAUAAAUUACACGCAGCAAUAUCAAGAGUACAUGUCAACAAUAUAAUGAGUAUAUCGUCAGUGUGCCGCAGUAAAGUAUUCAAGUAAUCAAA
Molecule: messenger RNA, 1077 nt
Organism: Bactrocera dorsalis (oriental fruit fly)
Lineage: Eukaryota; Metazoa; Arthropoda; Insecta; Diptera; Tephritidae
Product: ATP synthase mitochondrial F1 complex assembly factor 2
Exons: 4
Coding region: 95-916 (273 amino acids)
Biological process (GO): mitochondrial proton-transporting ATP synthase complex assembly
Cellular component (GO): mitochondrion
Source: RefSeq, a predicted model, not a curated record